This is a messenger RNA of Glarea lozoyensis ATCC 20868, 3873 nucleotides long. Its product is annotated as ALDH-like protein. Gene Ontology annotation, molecular function: NADP binding; N,N-dimethylaniline monooxygenase activity; succinate-semialdehyde dehydrogenase (NAD+) activity. Bases 1 to 3873 code for a protein of 1290 amino acids. The record is from RefSeq and is a predicted model, not a curated record. Lineage: Eukaryota; Fungi; Ascomycota; Leotiomycetes; Helotiales; Helotiaceae. The transcript has 12 exons.
AUGGUUAGCUCUCGAUCGCCCAACGCCAUAAUUAUCGGUGCUGGUCCCUCUGGGAUCGCACUGGCAUACAAAUUGAAGCACACUCUAGGCUUUGAAGACUUUACCUUAUACGAGAAACUAGACGGUCCUGGGGGAACUUGGAGGACCAAUACGUACCCAGGAUGCGGUUGUGAUAUUCCCACUCACUUGUACUCCUUCAGUUUCAACCUGAAUUCGAAUUGGUCGAAAGUGCUCGCGGAUCAACCUGAGAUAUUGCAGUAUAUGGAAGACACUGUCGACAAAUUUUCGCUCAGAUCCCAUAUUUUGUCUUCCGUGGAAUGUCUCGGAGCAGAAUGGAACAAGGAGACCUCCCUAUGGCAUGUCAAAUUUCGCGAUCUACUCACAAAAAUUGAGUACACACGUACUGCUACCAUCUUGGUCUCAUGUGUUGGCGGAAUCUCGUUCCCCCGAGACGUCAAAUUCAAAGGCAAGGAGAACUUCAAGGGAAGCAUGUUCCAUACUGCUGAGUGGGAUCACAGUGUGAAUUAUAAAGGCAAGAGAAUGGCCGUCAUUGGAAAUGGCUGUAGCGCAGCACAGGUGGUUCCGAACAUCGCAGGCAAAGUUUCUUUCGUCAAGCAAUACGCAAGGAGCGCUCAGUGGUACCACGAUCGACCAAACAAGAGGUAUUCCGAAUUCGAGAAGUUUGCCUUCCGAGUAGUUCCCCUCUGGAUGCGGCUACUCCGCCUAUCAAUCUUUCUUGAUGCUGACGCUCAGUCUACUACUUAUUUACCGACUCCUGCGGGGAUCAAAGCAAGAGCGAAGGCCGAAGCUGAGUCGAAGGAGUACAUACAUGGCAAAACACCAAAAAAAUAUCAUGAUUUCGUUGUACCCACGUUCGCACUGGGUUGCAAACGGAGGAUCUUUGAUCCUGAUUACCUAGACUGUUUGAACCGCCCAAAUGUCGAUCUUGUAGCAGAGGGCAUUUCUGAGAUUACUGAAGAUGGGAUAAUCAGCAGCACAGGCACCAAGGAUGUCUUUGAUAUCAUUGUGUUAGCAACUGGUUUCCAGGUUUCUCAGUUCCUGACACCUAUGAAAGUGAUCGGCAAGCAAGGGAUAUCCCUCAAUCAGCAAUGGAGAGAAUGCAGAGGCGCUCAGGCUUACCUUGGAACUUAUGUUCACAACUUUCCCAACAUGGCAAUCAUUUUCGGACCCAAUACCUUCCCCGCCAACAACUCCGCCCUCUUCUCUUGCGAGGUCCAAGUCGACUUUGCCAUCAAAUCUCUAUUUAUACCCAUUCUCGAUCGACGCGUCUCCGUCAUCGAAGUCAAGCAAUCAGCCGAAGAUCGUGAAACAGCUAAAAUCCAUGAUGGGCUCCGCAACACUGUAUUCUCCGGCGCCUGUUCCAAUUGGUACAUCGGUGAUUUUGGGAGGAACGCAGCAAGCUGGGCGGGCACGGCUGCAAGUUUUUGGAGGAAGACUUAUUUCCCACAAUGGAAUGCGUUUUACAUGGAAGGUGGCGAGAAGCUUUGGUGGCUUAACACAAUGAGGAGAUGGGUGAGGAAUUUGAGUUGGCAGUCACGGUUGAGUGUUUUGGUUGUGGCCGCUUUCUACGGUUAUCAUACUUCCUUGCUAAGCAGAUUUUCUGUGGACACACCGAGUGUUGAGUUGCCCAUGGUGCCGGAAACGGGAUGGAAUCUAGUUUCCGUCGGAGGGGGAGAACUAGACAUUUCCGGGCGCUCUUGGACCUGCACUUGCAGUACCGAGGGAAGUGAAUUUGAGGUGGCGUCCGGAGGCUUCUCCAAUUUCACAGAGCCUGUGGGAGGAAGCAAAAUCAGCCAGGUCGCGAGUUUCAACGAACACGAGUUCAAUACCGCGAUAGAAAGCGCAAAAAUUGCACAACAACACUAUUACACUUCGACCACUGCAGCACAGCGAGUUGCAUUGUUUCGUAACUGGUACGAAUUAGUGAUCAAAAACAAGAAGGAUUUGGCCAUUAUUCUUUGUUUAGAAAACGGUAAGACCUUGUUGGAAGCAGAAGCCGAAGUUGUCUAUGCUGCAGACUUUAUUGCUUGGUUCGCGGCAGAGGCCCCAAGGUCGUAUGGAGAUUCAAUUCCAUCGUCAAUUCCGAACACAACUGUGAUGACCUUGAAACAGCCUAUUGGUGUCUGCGGCAUCAUCACUCCUUGGAACUUCCCCGCGGCCAUGAUAACUGGAAAGAUUGCACCCGCACUUGCGGCAGGAUGCGCUGUUGUUAUUAAGCCACCGAAAGAAACACCACACACCUGCCUAGCCCUUGUAAAGCUUGCUAUUGAAGCUGGAUUACCUCCAAAAGCCAUACAGGUCUGCACUACUAGUAACAGACAAGCAGCCACGAUGCUGGCGACUCAUCCAAGUAUCAGCAAGCUAUCAUUUACAGGAUCUACUGGUGUUGGGAAGAUGCUGGCAAAGCUUGCAGCAGGCACGUUAAAAAAGUGUAGCUUGGAACUAGAAGGGAAUGCUCCAUUUAUCGUUUUUGACGAUGCGAAUCUAGAUCAUGCUGUUGAAGCUGCUAUGAUCUGUAAAUUUCGAUGCACAGGUCAGACAUGCGUGUGUGCCAAUCGCCUCCUUGUGCACAAGGCUGUUGUAAAGGAAUUCACCUCAAAGCUCGUGCAAAAAGUCAGCGAACUUUCUAUAGGCUCAGGCAUCAACUCCAAGACGACUCAAGGCCCUCUUGUGAACAGAGCAGCAGUCGACAAGGUCAGGGAACAUGUUGAAGACGCUAUUGCGAAAGGGGGCAAGGUGGAAAUAGGAGGAUAUGCCCGAAAUACGUCAGGAUUGUUCUUCCUACCAACGGUCUUGACAGGCGCCACUAGGCAAAUGAAAAUUGCGACCGAAGAGACGUUUGGCCCUCUUGCCGCUAUUUUUGAGUUUACAACAGAGGAUGAGGCUAUAAGACUCGCCAACGACACUGAAUUCGGCCUCGCAGGCUACUUUUUUAAUAGAGACAUCGGCCGCAUUCUGAGGGUUUCCAGAGAGCUUCAAUGUGGCAUGGUUGGGGUUAAUACAGGAAAAAUCAGCGCUGCUAAGUCGCCGUUUGGUGGAAUCAAGGAAAGUGGAUAUGGACGCGAAGGGAGCAAAUAUGGAAUGGCGGAGUAUGAGAUCUUGAAGACUAUCACGAUAGGGAACACAGAUGUGCAUAUCGAUGCCGCCUACUGCUAUGAGAAUGAGGUGGAAGUAGGACAAGGACUUACCGAGGCAUUCCAAGCUGGCAUCAAAAGAAGAGAUGUUUUUGUAACGACGAAAUUAUGGUCCACCUUCCACUCACGAGUGGAAGAGGCCUUAGACGAGAGUCUGAAGAAUUUGGGCCUGGACUAUGUGAACCUGUAUCUCAUGCAUUGGCCAGUUGCUAUGAAUCCAAAUGCUCAUGGAAAAGCUUCUCGAUACGGCAAGGUUAAGGCUAUUGGAGUUGCGAACUUUAGCGUAAAAUACUUGGAAGAGCUUUUGGGACAUGUGUCAGUUGUGCCAGCAGUCAAUCAGACUGAGAACCAUCCGUUCCUGCCUCAGUAUGAUAACGUCGAUUUUUGCAAGCAAAAAGAUAUCCAUAUUACGGCCUACUCGCCGCUCGGCAGCGCUGGCUCUUCUUUGUUGACCGACGAGGGUAUCAAGAAAAUUGCAGAUGAGUAUCGAGUUUCAGCAUCAACAAUUCUCAUUAGUUUCCAUAUUUCGAGAGGCUUAUCUGUCUUGGCUAAGUCGGUGAACCCUCUGCGUAUCAAUUCGAACAAAGAGGUUGUGGAGAUUAACUGUAUGGACUUGAAAGCUUUGAAGACGUUGGCUGCCAAGAGAGGAUUUGUAACCCGCUACGUAUAUCCCGCUUUUGGUAUAGACUUCGGAUUUCCAGAUAAAAAGAACCAUUGA